UCAGCCACAAAGAUGGUAAUAAAUCUUUGCCUCCCACAGUUCAGACCAAGAAUUCACUGCAACAAGAUAUCAGCUGAUGGUUAUGAAGUAGAAAAUCUCAUCUCUGAAGACCUCACAAAGAGAAGUCAUGGUUUCAGGACAGAGUAUUUUAUUAAGCCACCAGUCUAUGUGACAGUUUCCUUUCCCUUUAAUGUGGAAAUCUGUAGGAUUAACAUAGACCUCACACCUGGGGGAGGCCAGAAUGUCACUGGCUUGGAAAUGUACACAUCUGCCUUAACCAGCAGAACGUCUUGGAGUGUGCCUGAGUGCUGGACCCCAAGCCUGGUCGAGCCAUCUAUCCCCAACAAGGAGGCAUUCACCUUGGUGGGCAAAGUCUUACUGAAAAACCAGAGCCAAGUGGUGUUUAGCCACAGGGGCUUCAAGGCCAGGCCACCUUUUGGCCCAGUGGAAGUCAUGCUCCCCUCUCCUGCUGUUGUGGCCCAGGAGCUCUGGAAUAAAGGAGCUCUUUCCCUUAGCCACGUGGCCCAUCUCAAGAUCUGUAUUACCCAUGUGACAGGCAGCGGUAUCCCUUGCAUCAAGCGGUUGGAAGUGUGGGGUCAGCCAGCCAAGACCUGCUCUCAGGAGGUGAUAGACGGUGUCCUGCUGGUUGCCUCAGAGAGACUGCCGCAGGACCUGGCUCUGCAGGUCCCAGCCUUGCCCAUGGAGAGUGACUGUGACCCCGGUGGCCAGUCUGAGGGCCAGCAGGCUCCCACCAACCUGCAGGAGCUGGCUGAGGUGACUCGGGAUGUGCCUGAGGAGUUCCUGGAUCCCAUCACCCUGGAAAUUAUGCUUUGUCCCAUGCUGCUGCCCUCCGGCAAGGUCAUCGACCAGAGCACACUGGAGAAGUGUAACCGCAGUGAAGCUGCAUGGGGCCGAGUGCCCAGCGACCCUUUUACGGGGGUAGCCUUUACUCCACACUCCCAGCCCCUGCCUCACCCCUCCCUCAAGGCCCGGAUCGACCAUUUCCUGCUCCAGCACUCCAUCCCUGGCUGCCCUCUGCUUGGCAGAGCACAGACUGCACUGGCAGUGACCCCUUCUUCCAUUGUUCUGCCCUCUCGGAAAAGGAAGAUGGAGCAGCCUGCACCUGCCCCAGACAGUGGCCUUGGUGAAGAGGCUUCCUCUUUUUCUACUACAAGCCCUCUGCUCUUACCUUCUACCUCAGAGCACACUGCUAAGAAAAUGAAAGCCACCAGUGAGCUCAGCCUUACACACAUGGACUGUUCAACAGGUCCAGUGUCCCAUGAGCAGAAGCUGUCACAAAGCUUGGAAAUUGCCUUGGCAUCCACCCUUGGCUCCAUGCCCUCCUUCACGGCUCGGCUGACCAGGGGACAGCUCCAGCAGCUUGGCACAAGAGGGAGCAGCACUUCCUGGAGACCAGGCACUGGCUUGGAGCAGCCUGGGAGCGUCCUGGGCCACGAGUGCGCCUCCUGCAAAAGAGUGUUUUCUCCCUACUUCAAAAAGGACCUGGUGUACCAGCUUCCCUGUGGCCACCUCCUGUGCCGACCCUGCCUGGGUGAGAAGCAGCACUCCCUGCCCAUGACCUGCCCGGCCUGCCAGCAGCCAUUCACCAGCCAGGACGUGCUGCGAGUCCACUUCUGAGUGACCGGCCUCAGCUGGAGAAGAACCAUCCCAUCGCUGGGAGGGGCUGAGGGGCCAGAUCUCAGGCACAGAGCUGCCCUUCAGUUUCCAGGUGGCUUUCCUUUAUCACCUCACAGUGUAGCACUUGGCUGCAGCGAGUGAGGGGUUGGGGAGGGGCACUCCACUCCUGCUCAAGCGGCAAAAGGAUAACAAAGCCAUAGGGCUGGGAGGGGUGGGGGAGAUGUCCCUGCCCUCCUGUUCCUCCUUGCCACUCCCUCUGCCAGAGCCCAGCGCCUGCUGGAGGCAGCCCCUCCCUGGGCAGGAGCACCCCUGCUAGGGGCCCCGAGUUGUCUGUACACACCCCCAUCCAGCAGGUCAGUGUGCAUGGAGCACAGCAGGCUGUGGCUGGGGAUCUCAAAGAGCCUCUGCCUUGGCACCCCUAAGUGGACCAUGGCAGGGUCUGUGGAGUGCAUGACUCAGCCCUCGCCCACUGGCAGACCACGCUGAGCCUUAAUAAAGUGAUGGUUGACGUCUGCCA
This is a messenger RNA of Galeopterus variegatus (Sunda flying lemur), 2155 nucleotides long. RefSeq names its product U-box domain containing 5 (gene UBOX5). Gene Ontology annotation, molecular function: ubiquitin protein ligase binding; ubiquitin-ubiquitin ligase activity. NCBI's taxonomy places the organism in Eukaryota, Metazoa, Chordata, Mammalia, Dermoptera, Cynocephalidae. Gene Ontology annotation, cellular component: nucleus. The record is from RefSeq and is a predicted model, not a curated record. Gene Ontology annotation, biological process: protein polyubiquitination. The coding region runs from base 13 to 1638 and encodes 541 amino acids. The transcript is spliced from 4 exons.